AUGACUUUUGCUGAAUCUCUCCCCAACAAAAGCUCUGACUUGAGAAUCAACGUUCUGGUUGUGGACGAUGAUCCUUUUUCCUGUGGUGCUAUUUCACAAAUGCUUGUACAGUACUCAAGAUACAGAGAUCCAUCGGUUAUAGAGAUCACAGUUAUAGCUGAAGAAGACCCGACGAAAGCAUUGGCUAUUCUAAAACAUCAACGAAACAAUAUCGAUCUCAUAAUCACAGAUUAUAACAUGCUUAGCAUGAACGGUCUACAACUCAAAAGACGAAUCACUGAGGAAAUUGGAAAUUUACCUGUCAUUGUUGUGUCAGCGGACGCCAACAAGGAGCAGGAGAGUUUAUCUUGUGGAGCGAUGGGGUUCCUUCCAAAACCCAUACAUGCAACUGACCUACCAAAGAUUUACCAACUUGCUUUAACCUACAAGAGGAACGGUAAGUCAACAUUAGGGACUGAGCCCAACCACAAGGCCAAUGACACAGGUGUUAGUGUCCCCCAGCAAAUCAAGAUGCUUCCUGAACAAGCUAAUGUCUUGAAGACCAGGAAGAAGUACUCAUCUAAAGCUGAUUCAAGAUCCUUGAACAGUACAAACGGAAGUUGUCUAAUUAGUACCGAUGGUUCAAGAAAAAAUCGGAAAAGAAAACCUAACGGUGGUAGUGAGGAUGGUGCGUCUCCGUCGCAGCCCUCCAAGAAGCCUAAGGUUUCGUGGACGGAUGGUCUCAACGACCUAUUCCUACAAGCUAUCCAACAUAUCGGUCUUGAUAAGGCUGUGCCAAAAAAGAUCUUAGCGUUCAUGAACGUAUCGUACUUGACUAGAGAGAACGUUGCCAGCCAUUUACAGAAAUAUCGGAUAUUCUUGAGGAAAGUGGCGGAGCUGUACUUCAACCAAUACACACCCUCUACUUCUUGGUACGACACAAGUCUUAACAAUAGAUCAUUCUAUUCCAAACCCGGACAAGGCUUUGGACAGUCGAGACUUUUGUCCACCACACGUGAGCCACCCGUCCGUUUCAACCAGAUGCCUUACAACUACAUGAACCGGUCAUCUACAUACGAGACGCACCAUGUUGGAUCUGGAUCAAACUUGACGCUGCCCAUCCAAAGCAACCUCAGUCUCGCCAACCAACCAUCUCAAAACGAGGAAAGAAGAAGCUUUUUUGAACCACCUGUGAUGGCGAACAAAAUCGGCCAAACAUCUCAAGUUCAUGGGUUUGGACAACUUGGACCGUCAGCUAUUAAUAAUUUCAAAAAUAACAUGAUGAGUAGCUUUGGAAGUUUUACUCCAAAUCAACCAGGACUUGUCCACUUCUCGUAUGGGAUGCAAUCGUUCUUAAACAAUAACCCUGAGCCAAAUCUUGAACUUCCUCAACUGGAAGAUCUCAGCGUACACAGUGAUUUCCACAAGACUGAUGAGCUUCCUUACAAUAUCAGCAACAUUCAAUUCGAUCACAACAAGGGUAAUUAUAAUGGAGAAAUCGCCAACACUUUUGCUGCUCCUGCGACGAAUCACACUUUUGCCGCUCUGGAGAUGAAUCCUCCAAGUUCCAACACGAACCCUAAUCAGAAUCAGGAACACGAUGCUAAUCCAGAUAUUAGCGAUUGGUUGUUUUCGGAUCUGCAGGAUUUGGUUGAUGAAGACUUCAUGAACUCUCUGUUCAACAAUGACAUGAAUUGA
Camelina sativa (false flax) is the source of this 1677-nucleotide messenger RNA. RefSeq names its product putative two-component response regulator ARR21. NCBI's taxonomy places the organism in Eukaryota, Viridiplantae, Streptophyta, Magnoliopsida, Brassicales, Brassicaceae. The record is from RefSeq and is a predicted model, not a curated record. Gene Ontology annotation, molecular function: DNA binding. Gene Ontology annotation, biological process: phosphorelay signal transduction system; cytokinin-activated signaling pathway.